Messenger RNA from Salarias fasciatus (jewelled blenny), 2656 nucleotides. RefSeq names its product phosphatidylinositol-4-phosphate 5-kinase, type I, gamma a (gene pip5k1ca). The transcript is spliced from 19 exons. Gene Ontology annotation, biological process: phosphatidylinositol phosphate biosynthetic process. Lineage: Eukaryota; Metazoa; Chordata; Actinopteri; Blenniiformes; Blenniidae. The coding region runs from base 220 to 2544 and encodes 774 amino acids. The record is from RefSeq and is a predicted model, not a curated record. Gene Ontology annotation, molecular function: 1-phosphatidylinositol-4-phosphate 5-kinase activity. Gene Ontology annotation, cellular component: plasma membrane.
GUGCAGUGCGGUGGAGCAGGGAGGAGCGGACUGCCAGCCGCCCGUCGUCAGGACUCACCGCACAGAUGAAGGCACCGUCGCGGAUAACCAUCACUCGUUCCUCCGCUUGAUUUCUGUUGCACAUCGCACGAAAGCCCCCCCUCCCUUCCGCCGGAGUCGUGCCGUCGCCGUGGGUCUUUCGCUCGGACGGCUUUGCCUGUUUUUCCUCCGGGAAGCAGAAUGGAGCCAGCAGCCGAGGGAGCGGUCGGGCUGUCGGAGGCCAGGGAAGGGAGCCCGCUGUCCGGGGCCGCAGCAUCCGAUGAUGGGGACACGGUGGUGGGAGUCAGCUACGGGAUGGACGCCGGGGACAUGGAUGCUGCUGCUAAGAAAGCCUUCAUCACAGAGAUGCCCUCAUCCUCAGGCCAGCCUGGUCAGGGAAAGAAAAUUGGCCACAGAGGGGUCGACGCAUCGGGAGAAACUACGUAUAAGAAGACCACCUCUUCAGCCUUGAAAGGUGCCAUCCAGCUGGGCAUCGGCUACACAGUGGGUAACCUGAGCUCCAAGCCUGAGAGAGAUGUGUUGAUGCAGGACUUCUAUGUGGUGGAGAGCAUAUUUUUCCCCAGUGAGGGGAGCAAUCUCACUCCUGCCCACCAUUUUCCAGACUUCCGCUUUAAAACGUACGCUCCUGUGGCCUUUCGCUACUUCAGAGAACUGUUUGGCAUCAGGCCGGAUGACUACCUGUACUCCCUAUGUAAUGAGCCUCUGAUCGAGCUUUCCAACCCUGGGGCGAGUGGUUCAGUCUUCUAUCUCACAAAAGAUGACGAGUUCAUUAUCAAGACCGUGAUGCACAAGGAGGCCGAGUUCUUGCAGAAACUACUACCUGGAUACUACAUGAACUUGAACCAGAACCCGCGCACUUUGCUGCCCAAGUUUUUUGGCCUCUACUGCGUCCAGUCGGGCGGGAAGAACAUCCGUGUAGUUGUAAUGAACAACGUCCUGCCCCGUGUGGUACGCAUGCACCUCAAAUACGACUUGAAGGGAUCCACCUACAAGAGGCGAGCAUCCAAGAAGGAGCGGGAGAAGGCGAGGCCCACCUUCAAAGACCUGGACUUCAUGCAGGACAUUCAGGAUGGGCUGAUGCUGGACCAGGACACCUACAACGCUCUGGUCAAGACUCUACAGCGAGACUGCCUGGUGCUGGAGAGCUUUAAGAUCAUGGACUACAGCCUGCUGCUCGGGGUUCACAACAUGGACCAAUCGGAGAGGGAGAGGCAGAUGGAGGGCUCCCAGGGCGAAAACGACGAGAAGAGACCCGUGGCCCAGCAGAAGGCCCUGUAUUCCACUGCCAUGGAGUCAAUCCAGGGAGGAGCCGCCUGCGGAGGGUCCAUCGAUACUGACGACACGAUGGGUGGCAUCCCAGCUGUCAAUGGGAGAGGGGAGAGGCUGCUUCUCUUCAUAGGAAUCAUCGACAUCUUGCAAUCUUACAGACUAAUCAAGAAACUGGAGCACACGUGGAAGGCUUUGGUUCAUGAUGGGGACACCGUGUCGGUCCACCGGCCGGGCUUCUACGCCGACAGGUUCUUGAAGUUCAUGAGCAGCACGGUUUUCAAGAAGAGCUCCUCUCUGAAGUCGUCUCCAUCCAAGAAGGGUCGCGUGUCCCUGACGGUGCCCAAAUGUGGCGGUCCCGGAGCAGCCUGGUCCGCCAGCCAGCUGCCAUCUGAGAGAGACGAGAACAUCUACGACCUGAGAGGAGCUCGCAGCUUCCCCACGCUGGAGGAUGAGGGACGCCCCGAUCUUCUCCCGUGUACUCCGCCGUCGUUCGAGGAGGCCACCACAGCAUCCAUUGCCACCACGCUCUCCUCAACCACCUCUUUGUCCAUCCCAGAGAGAUCUCCCUCUGACACAGCUGAACACCCCCGCUACAGGAGGCACACCCAGUCGCUCAGCCACGACGGAAGGACCCAGGAGGAAAUGCGUGUGCGUGAGGAGGACCAGCAGACCAUCACAGUUGAGGUGGAGUUGAAGAGACCCGACAGCGAGCCCACCAUCUCUGUUCCACAGCCUUCACUCGAAACCAGUGAGGUUCCAGAAGAAGCCGGAGCUGAGGCUGAAGGUGCCUCCGCCACAGCGGCGCCAUCCAGCUCUUCCUCGGUUCCUGAAGCGGCCUCCUCCUCCUCGUCCACUGCCCCAGCUGCCCCUUCCUCCCCAGUGCAAGCCGAGGACGCACCUUCCAGCCCUAAGGUGGUGGUGGAGGCAGACAGGGCCAGCCAGGUCUCUGGCUCAGGUUGCACCAGUCAGGCCUCAGUCGAUGACGACGACGACGUGCCAAUCACAGAUAUCUACUUUUUUCCUGACGGGAGGACCUGGGUGGUCUCUCCUAUCCGAGAAAGGAGAAAAUGCGAUGCCAGUUGGCCACCUCCAGAGGACAGGACCUGGGUGUACUCUCCGCUACACUAUGGCUCAGAGUCUAAGGCCCUGCCAGAUGGGAUUGGGAAAGAGAGACAUAAAUCCGGUUCUCUGGCAGAGAGGAGUGAACGUCUCAGUGGAGAGGACUCGCCAGUCUGAAGUCCAGACCUCAGCGGUAGCAGUGCGAUGAUCUCUGUCUGAACCAGGAUUUUAAACAUACAGAAACACACUGAGGGGGGAAAAAAAGAGACUUUUAUUACCAGAAGGGGGG